This is a messenger RNA of Diuraphis noxia (Russian wheat aphid), 846 nucleotides long. RefSeq lists its product as uncharacterized. Lineage: Eukaryota; Metazoa; Arthropoda; Insecta; Hemiptera; Aphididae. The record is from RefSeq and is a predicted model, not a curated record.
AUGAUAUGGCGUAAAGAAGAAAUUCCAACCGAUUGGAGAACAUCAGUUAUCUGUCCAAUAUUUAAAAAAGGUGAUCCCAAAUGCAUAGAAAAUUAUAGAGGUAUAUCUCUCCUAGAUGUUGGUAAUACAAAAUGUGUGGUUCGGGUACAAGGAGAGCUAACAGACCCUUUUGAAGUUGGUAAAGGACUAAGACAGGGUGAUGCACUAUCGCCUGUAUUAUUUAACUUGGUGUUAGAAAGUGUAUUAAGGAGAAUGCCACGACGACAGAUAAUGGAAUUAAAUGAGAACCAUACCCUACUAGCAUAUGCGGAUGAUAUAUUAAUUUUAGGUGAUACGAAGCAAGAUACCGUAAACAGUAUGUCAGAUCUAAUGAAAGUAUGCAAACAUAUAGGGUUGUCUAUAAACCAGGAGAAGACCAAAUAUAUGUUUAUGACAAGAGAAGCACGAGAUAAUGAAGAUGAUUCAGACUUGGAAGUCGAUGGGAUAUCAUUUCAACAAGUACAUAACGUCAAAUAUCUCGUAGUCAACAUAAAUAAUAGAAACUGUAUGCAUAAUGAAAUAAAACUCYGUUUAAAAGCUGGGAAUGGAUGUUACUUUGCUAUGUCACAUCUGUUUAGGUCAAAAUUAUUAUCUAGGAAAAAUAAAGAGAAGCUAUAUACUAMGUACCUCAGACCAGUUGUGACUUAUGCAUGCUGUACUUGGGCUACAACAGCAGGAGAUGAGAAUAAACUUAAUAUAUUUGAAAGGAAUGUGUUAAGAAAAAUCUAUGGUCCCGUAUAUAAUCCUGAUACCCAAGUGUGGGAGAGAAGGUCAAACGAACAAAUACAAUAUUAUAAAUUAAAUUAA